Nannizzia gypsea CBS 118893 is the source of this 336-nucleotide messenger RNA. RefSeq lists its product as hypothetical. Lineage: Eukaryota; Fungi; Ascomycota; Eurotiomycetes; Onygenales; Arthrodermataceae. The transcript is spliced from 2 exons. The record is from RefSeq and is a predicted model, not a curated record. Bases 1 to 336 code for a protein of 111 amino acids.
AUGGAGCCAAGGCUGAGAUGCAUUCAGGUGCUUCACUUGGCUGACCACAGCCCUCUCACCACUCGCUCAGAGAUGGCUGCGCAAGGCAUUCGUACAAGUCCGUAUCGCGAUGGAAUGUGCCAUGGGGCAACGGGCGUCGCAAUUGGCAGGGUAAUCAAGGCGAUUAUGUAUCCUACCCCUACCCCAGAGUUAUUUCUAAACCUGAACAGACGGGAGGAAAAACGAAACAUAUAUUGUCCCUUCAUCAUGAAACCUUCCCGUACUCCAACACCCGCACCCAAGACAGCCGUUCAAUCAGAUGAACAGGUAGCAUAUCUCACAAUUAAGCAUCGCUAG